Molecule: messenger RNA, 1044 nt
Organism: Letharia columbiana
Lineage: Eukaryota; Fungi; Ascomycota; Lecanoromycetes; Lecanorales; Parmeliaceae
Exons: 2
Coding region: 1-1044 (347 amino acids)
Biological process (GO): inosine biosynthetic process; adenosine catabolic process
Molecular function (GO): adenosine deaminase activity
Source: RefSeq, a predicted model, not a curated record
AUGGCAAAAGUUGUGGAUGCUGCCUUUACCAAGGACCUUCCGAAGGUUGAACUGCAUGCUCACCUCACCGGAAGUAUCACUCCACACUGCCUUCACCAGAUAUGGACCCAAAGAAGGUUGGAAGACCCAAACAUGUCACUGCAGGACCCAUUAGAGGCUAUGUCAAGAGACAAAUCAUGGGAUAUCAUGACGUUCUUUCCCUUGUUCUCAAAGUACAUCUACGAGCUAUGCUCCACGCCCGCAAGCAUCAUUUACUCUACCAACGCCGUUCUGCAUGACUUCAAAGAUGAUGGCGUCGUAUAUCUCGAGCUCCGAACUACCCCUCGCUCUUCUUCUUCCAUGUCCAAAGACGACUAUAUCACUACCACUCUUUCCUGCAUUGACCGUUUUCCAGACCGCAAUGUCAUGGCCACGUACCUUAUCCUCUCCGUCGAUCGUCGCAAUUCCCCUGAAGAAGCAAUCGAAGUGGUCGACCUAGCCAUCCGGUACCGAUCAAGGGGCGUUGUUGGCGUCGACCUAUGCGGUGAUCCAAGCAAAGGCGAUGUUUCAACGUUCAAAGAAGCCUUCCAUAAGGCCAAGCUGUAUGGAUUGAAGAUCUCGCUGCAUUUCGCGGAAAUCCCUGCUUCAUCUUCAUUACUGGAGCUGAGUACCUUGCUCUCCUUCCAACCAGAUAGACUGGGUCAUGUUAUCCAUGUUCCCAACGAAAUCAAGGAUCAGGUGAAGGACAGAAAGCUUGGCCUCGAGCUUUGUGUCUCGUGCAACGUGAAGGCAAAGCUGAUCGAAGGCGGUGUGAUAGACCAUCAUUUUGUAUCUUGGGUCAAGACAGGAUGUCCUGUCAUUUUAUGCACGGACGAUGUUGGCGUCUUUGAUAGUACAUUGAGCAACGAAUAUCUCCUGAUUGCUCAAGCUUUCAAUCUAAGCCGAAACGAUCUGAUCGACCUUUGUGACCGAGCAGUUGAGGCCAUUUUCGGAGACAAGCACCAGAAGCAGAGACUCUGGGCACUUAUCAAUGAUGCUAGGGUGAAAUGGAUGCACACAGAUUGA